Messenger RNA from Anolis carolinensis (green anole), 2483 nucleotides. It is a transcript of the gene gle1, whose product is annotated as GLE1 RNA export mediator. Gene Ontology annotation, cellular component: nuclear pore cytoplasmic filaments; cytoplasm; nuclear pore. The transcript has 16 exons. The coding region runs from base 85 to 2184 and encodes 699 amino acids. NCBI's taxonomy places the organism in Eukaryota, Metazoa, Chordata, Lepidosauria, Squamata, Anolidae. Gene Ontology annotation, molecular function: phospholipid binding; inositol hexakisphosphate binding; translation initiation factor binding. Gene Ontology annotation, biological process: poly(A)+ mRNA export from nucleus. The record is from RefSeq and is a predicted model, not a curated record.
CCUCGGCUUCCGGCUGGGCCGGAAACGCCUCACAACGUCGAGAGGCGCCGUGGUGGAAGGAGGUGGCGGUUGUUUUGCGCGGCCAUGCCGUCGAGGGAGCUGCAGAUGAAGACGGUGGCCGCCCUGAGGAGGAGCCGGAAGGGAAGGCUGCCCUACCGCCGCGACUGGAGCCCCCAGGCCCAGGAAAUCCUGGAACAACAUAACAGACCCCCUGAGCUGUCCGCUUACUCCGGCUGGGUGCUAGAGAAAAUGCUUUCCUGUUCUCCAAAGCCGCGGCCUGUGUUGGUGUCACCGGAUAAUGAAUCUGCUCUCAUCCAUGGCCUGUCUUCUCUCACUAUUGACGCUUCUCCUGAUAAGCAUUUGGUCUCUACGCCUCUGUCAACGGACGCCCCCAGUGAAGCACAGGAUCCUAAGAAGUGGAGGGUCCCAGAGAGUGCUCAUGAAACCAAUGCUCACCCUCGUCGCUCCAAAAGCACCGAGAUAGAUGGCUUGAUCCGGUGGCACGAGGAAAUCCAGCAGCUGAAAGUGAAGGAAGAGCUGAAUCAGCGGCUGGAGCUGCAAGAGGAGGUGGUGAAGGCUGCCUCCGAGGAGGCUCGGGAGUUGCUCAAGCGCUUCGAUGAGCUGAAGGAGCUGAAACGGCACCAGGAGUGUCAACAGCUGCAACAAGAGAUAGAGAAGAGCAACAAAGAAGCUUUAGGGCAGCAGGAAAAGCUGAAGGAGGAGCAUCGGCAGAGAGCAAAGAUGGUGAGCCGGAAGCUGCGCGAGGCCGAGCAGCAGCGCCAGCGGCAGGAGGAGCUGGACCGCCUUCGCCGGGAGGAGGGCCAGGAGCGCCUGCGCCGCCUCUACUCCAUCCAGGAGGAGGUCUUGCGCCUCAACCAGCAGAUCGGCCUCAACCACAAACACAAAGACUUGCCCGGGAUCGACCUCUCCCUCUACAGUAACCGCGGCAAUCAGAUCUGCGGGGAAGUGUCGGGGAUUGUCCGCACGGCCAGUGAGAGAGGGUUACCCACGGAGACAGACGUGGCCUCCGCCGAUCAGGUGCUCCUGGAAAUGCACCAGCUGAUUUCCAACAUGCAGCACGAAGUGGCUUUGGCCCUGGAAAAGAAGAGGAGGCAGGAGGAGGAGCUGGCAGCGGCAGCCGUGGCAGCGGCGAACGAGAGGAAAGAGGAGUUGAAGAAGCAGGAGCAGGCCAAGUCCCAAGUCCCAGAUCAGGCAGGGCUUCGGGUGAAAGCGGAGGAGGUGACCAUGCAGUGGUAUCAGCAGCUGCAGAAAGAGUCCGCCCAGUGCGUGGCCGCCUUCGGUCGCUUGGCCAGCAGCAAAGACAGCCAGGAUAAAAAAAUUAAAAUGGAUUUACAGAAAGCGGCCACUAUCCCCGUUAGCCAGAUUUCCACCCGAGCAGGUUCUCAGCUGAAGGAGAUCUUUGAGAAGAUCCACAGCCUCCUUUCUGGGAAGCCCGUCCCCUGCGGCGGCCACAACGUCUCUGUCACUCAGCAUCCCGAAGGCCUCGAGUUUGUUUAUUUCAAACUGGCAGAAAAGUUUGUGAAACAAGGCGAGGAAGAGGUUGCCUCUCACCACGAGGCCGCUUUCCCCAUUGCCGUGGUGGCCUCGGGCAUCUGGGAGCUGCACCCGCGGGUGGGGGGCCUCAUCCUGGCCCAUCUGCACAAGAAGUGUCCCUACGCCGUGCCUUUCUACCCGGCCCUGAAGGAAGGGACCUCCCUGGAGGAAUAUCAGAGGAUCCUUGGCUACCAAGUGAAGGAUUCUAAUGUUGAGCCGCAGGACAACUUCCUGAAGCGCAUGUCUGGGAUGAUCCGUCUGUACGCUGCGAUACUUCAAAUGCAGUGGCCUUACAGAGAUCGACAAGGGGUUCACCCGCAUGGCUUAAAUCACGCGUGGCGCUGGCUGGCACAAAUGCUGAACAUGGAGCCCCUUGCAGACGUCACGGCCACCAUUCUGUUUGACUUCCUGGAGGUCUGUGGAAAUGCUCUCAUGAAGCAAUACCAAGUCCAGUUUUGGAAGAUGAUCCUGAUAAUCAAAGAAGAGUUUUUCCCAAGGAUGGAAGCCAUUACAAGUCCUGGAGAAAUGGGCUCCCUGAUAAGAUUCAAGCAGUUCUUGGAGAAAUGUUUGCAGCGGAAAGAAAUUCCUUUGCCGAAGGGUUUUCUGCCGCCGUCCUUCUGGAGGUCGUGACUCUGCUCCUCCCGUUUUCAGAAGCUCAGAGAAUGCCUUGGACUCGGACUCUCUCUUUUUAAACCUUUGGUGCCCGUGGAUGUCUCAGAGAAGUCACAACGAUUUCUUGUCUGUUGCCGUUUCCAGCUAAAGCCUGACAAGACCUUGACUUGUAUUUAUUUAGACCUUUACUUAGAGGAAUUUUGGGACACUCCUGUGUGGCAUUUGAGUGUCUCGGGACUCAUUUGGAUCCCAAAGGUAAACAAUUACAUUGUUUUUUUAUAUUUGAGCAAUAAAAGGAACCUUUCUGUGUCAUAUCA